CUGAGCCUCUACUUUAGUCAAUCCUCAUUGGGUACCACUGCUUCUAUUGAGUGACUUGUGAUUUCUGUCUGUCAAAAAAUCUCAAUAAAAAAUGGGGCAGAAUCAGUCGGGUGCAGGUGGCACAGGUGGUGAUAAGAAGGAUGAUAAGGACAAGAAGAAGAAGUACGAGCCCCCAAUUCCAACUCGCGUGGGUAAGAAAAAGCGCAGGACAAAGGGUCCAGAUGUUGCCCUGAAGCUGCCACAAGUGACACCACACACUAGAUGUCGAUUGAAGCUCUUGAAAUUAGAGAGAAUAAAAGAUUAUCUGCUGAUGGAGGAGGAGUUCAUCAGGAAUCAGGAGAGAUUGAAGCCCCAGGAGGAGAAGAACGAGGAGGAGAGGUCGAAGGUGGACGAUCUCAGGGGCACUCCCAUGUCUGUUGGAACACUCGAGGAAAUAAUUGAUGACAAUCACGCAAUAGUUUCCACCUCUGUGGGAUCAGAGCAUUACGUAUCCAUUCUAUCUUUCGUUGAUAAGGAUCAACUGGAGCCAGGCUGCUCUGUUCUCCUUAAUCACAAGGUUCAUGCGGUCGUUGGAGUCCUUGGAGACGACACCGACCCCAUGGUAACUGUCAUGAAACUGGAGAAAGCACCUCAGGAGACUUACGCUGAUAUUGGAGGUCUCGACACUCAGAUUCAAGAGAUCAAAGAAUCUGUGGAGCUUCCCCUGACCCAUCCAGAGUACUACGAGGAGAUGGGCAUCAAACCUCCAAAGGGGGUGAUCCUCUACGGUCCCCCGGGCACUGGGAAAACACUCCUUGCAAAGGCUGUGGCUAAUCAGACCUCGGCGACGUUCCUCCGGGUCGUUGGCUCCGAGCUCAUCCAGAAAUACCUCGGGGAUGGCCCCAAACUCGUGAGGGAGUUGUUCAGAGUUGCUGAGGAGCACGCACCAUCUAUUGUUUUCAUCGAUGAAAUCGAUGCUGUUGGCACCAAACGAUAUGACAGCAAUUCAGGGGGUGAGAGGGAGAUCCAGAGGACGAUGUUGGAGCUUUUGAAUCAACUCGAUGGUUUCGAUAGUCGUGGAGACGUGAAGGUGGUGAUGGCAACGAACAGAAUCGAGACCCUGGACCCAGCCCUGAUCCGUCCAGGUCGUAUAGAUCGUAAAAUAGAGUUUCCCCUGCCCGACGAGAAGACAAAACGCCGAAUCUUCAGCAUCCAUACGAGUCGAAUGACCCUAGCACCAGACGUGAACCUUGGAGAGCUCAUAAUGUCCAAGGAUGAUCUCUCAGGGGCUGAUAUCAAGGCUAUUUGCACAGAGGCAGGUCUCAUGGCCCUCAGGGAACGUCGCAUGAAGGUGACGAGUGAUGAUUUCAAGAAAUCCAAGGAGAGUGUUCUCUACAGGAAGAAGGAGGGAUCACCCGAGGGCCUCUACUUGUAAAAUCCUAGGUCAAACAAUUAUCGAGACUUUUUUGAUUUUUUUUUUUUCUCUAUUAAUCAUUCACGUGUAUUCGUACGUUUAAUAAAAGGAAUUAAUUAUUCUAAUGAA
Fopius arisanus is the source of this 1522-nucleotide messenger RNA. It is a transcript of the gene Rpt2, whose product is annotated as 26S proteasome regulatory subunit Rpt2. Gene Ontology annotation, molecular function: ATP binding; proteasome-activating activity; ATP hydrolysis activity. Gene Ontology annotation, cellular component: proteasome regulatory particle, base subcomplex. Gene Ontology annotation, biological process: proteasome-mediated ubiquitin-dependent protein catabolic process. The transcript is spliced from 4 exons. The record is from RefSeq and is a predicted model, not a curated record. The coding region runs from base 92 to 1414 and encodes 440 amino acids. NCBI's taxonomy places the organism in Eukaryota, Metazoa, Arthropoda, Insecta, Hymenoptera, Braconidae.